Molecule: messenger RNA, 651 nt
Organism: Culex quinquefasciatus (southern house mosquito)
Lineage: Eukaryota; Metazoa; Arthropoda; Insecta; Diptera; Culicidae
Exons: 4
Coding region: 52-597 (181 amino acids)
Source: RefSeq, a predicted model, not a curated record
ACAAGUGAAGUGUUACUAAUUGAUUGCUGGCUGCUGCAGAAAACCCCAAAAAUGGCACUUUGUGGAAAGGGUUAUUUCGUUGGAUUGCUGAUGGUUGUGGUCAUUUUGGAGGCCAACGCUUGCAAUGGAGGAUUUGAGCUCAUCAUCGAGAGUAUUGAAAACUGUGGCGGACCGAAUCAGGUCGUCACGAUUGAUCCAAAAUCGACUGCAUCGCUGACGGAGGACUGUAAAGUGAACUCCAAAUCAACGGUCAAGACUUCUGGAUUUAAAACUGCUGAUAUGACGGUCACCAUCUCCAAGAACGGAUUACCGGUGGUGAACGAACAGAUCGAUUUGUGUGCCAGCAUGGAGGAUUCCAAGAACAACAAGGAUGCGGCGGAAAUUAUGACUAUGUUUGGAGUUCCGGACCACUGUCCGGUUGAGGCCACCGAAAUUAAGACCGACGAGAGUCAGGAGUACAGCUUGGAAAAGUACAAGCAGCAUCUGUUCUUGGCUGAAGGGAAGAUCCAGGUAGACUGCAAGGUUGUGCAUGAUAAUGGCGAAAGCUGUUUCAAAGUCAACAUGCAGGUGAAAAAGAAUGGUGGUCUAAUUGGAUGAUCAUUGCAGUACUAAAAGAGUUUUGUUUUCUUAUUUCAAAUUUUUUCGGUCAAU